AUGAGUGUUUCGACCAGGUUAUCGAUUUAUUGGCCAGAAUCACAGGUGGAAAAAAGACCGGAAGAGACCGAUACUAUAGUACUCACAACUCCCAGUGGAAAAUAUAUCGAUAUACGAAGUUAUAAAUCACAAGUUCUUUUAAGCGAUAAGUCUUUGACGAAAUUUCCGUUUGAAUGGGCCUUUGCAGGGAAUGAAUUACCUGUGAAGAAUCAUCCCUCUCAAGUGGAGUUUUCUCAUGAUUUCUUUGACUCUUCGUUUAUACUCAAGUAUUGUAGAACGAAAAGAGACGGACAUGGAUCACUUCCAUGCAGAUCUGAUAUUCCAAUUGAUUGUGGUACGUUUAAAACUCUGGACAACGGCGUCAGAGAGGAAACAGGGAAGAUGAAAAAUGAGAGUACAGGAAAUUUUGAAUCGUACAUAGAGCACUGGAUUACUUUAGAUCCUUUAAAGAGUACCCCCACAAAUAUGUUACCACUACAAGUAGUUCAGGAUGGAUCACUUAAUUAUGCAUUAUUUGACAUAUUGGAAAAUAAACAAAACUUUGAAGGUAGGUUCAUACGUCUUGGAGUGUGGGCACAAGGUUUGCUCUGGGAUAAGAAAAAUUUGGAGUUUCCCAUUAGUAUUGUGAGGCUUCAUUUGAACAAUAAAAAUUGGGAUAUCAUUAUAAGUUUUGGUAGAAGGGUUCCGUUUUUUAAAUCAUUGGCAUCUACAGAAGUGCACAAUGGUGAAAUUGUCAAAAAUUUCGAUGUUAUAUGGACAUGCUUAGAAGCGGGGAUUAUUUAG
This is a messenger RNA of Brettanomyces bruxellensis, 783 nucleotides long. RefSeq lists its product as uncharacterized. Lineage: Eukaryota; Fungi; Ascomycota; Pichiomycetes; Pichiales; Pichiaceae. The transcript has a single exon. Bases 1 to 783 code for a protein of 260 amino acids. The record is from RefSeq and is a predicted model, not a curated record.